AUGGCAACAACCAUUACAUUUUCUCCUGCUCUGUUUUGGUUUUUCGUUUUCUUCUUCUCUUUCUUAUCUCUCCAAACCAUCUCCCAGCCUGAUCGAGCCCAUCACAUGCGUACCGUCUGCAACAACGAAUCUAGCCAUUUCACUGAAUACAGCUCUUUCUAUUUAAACCGUCGUUCGACCCUCGCGUCUCUCCAAACCAGGUCUUCCGUCCGACCGCCAAUCUAUCUCAGCGUCACCAAGGGUACUGGCCCCGACACAGUCUUUGCCAUGUACCUCUGCAGAGGAGACAUCACCAAAACAACCUGCUCAAUCUGUGUCCGUACUGCAACUUCAGAAAUCAAGGAGAGCUGCACUUAUCAAAAAGAAGGUUUCAUAUUCUAUGAAGAGUGUAUGGUCCGUUACUCGGAUACUUCCUUCUCGGGACUCCUAGAAGGACCUAAGUUUAACGUCAUACUACACUCUCCCAAGAAUUUUUCUAGUACGAUCAGGUUCGGACAAACACUUUCUAGAAAGAUGGACGAAUUUAUUACAAGAACAGUGUCGACGACAUCGUGGCCGAAACCAUAUUUCGUACAGGAUAAAGAACGCUUGACUGAAUCGGGUAGCUCGUAUACAUUAGACACAGUGGUGCAGUGUCGUCCUGACCUUGAUCCAAGCAACUGCGACGCCUGCUAG
Messenger RNA from Eruca vesicaria subsp. sativa (arugula), 675 nucleotides. NCBI's taxonomy places the organism in Eukaryota, Viridiplantae, Streptophyta, Magnoliopsida, Brassicales, Brassicaceae. The record is from the annotation of a GenBank genome assembly.